AUGACCGUUGGGCCAAGUGGUGCACACGCGUCGCGCGCGCGGCGUCGCCAUGGCGACCAGGUGACUACAGGUCACGGCAGGGAACAGCGCCCCUCUAUAGGCGAGCAGGUGGCGGUGUUCCGCGGCGAGGAGGGGGGCCAGGCGAGCGUGCUGGACGCCUACUGCCCGCACCUGGGGGCCAACCUGGCGGUGGGGGGCCAGGUGAGGGGGGGCUGCCUCGAGUGCCCCUUCCACGGCUGGAGGUUCCGUGGCGAGGACGGCCGCUGCGUCCACAUCCCGUACUCCAGCAAAGUGCCGGAGUUUGCGCGCGUGCGCAGCUGGGCGAGCUGCGAGCGCAACGGGACGGUGUACGCGUGGUACCACUGUGACGGCGGCGAGCCCACGUGGCAGGUGCCCGAGGUGGAGGAGAUCUCCAGCGGCGAGUGGCAGUACAGAGGUCGCACGGAGCACACCAUCAACGCGCACAUCCAGGAGAUCCCAGAGAACGCGGCGGACGUGGCGCACCUCAACCACCUCCACUCGCCCAUCAUCCUGAGCGGCAGCGACCUGCGCUUCUCCAACCCGCCCCGGUGGGGCUUCACCAAGCACCUGUGGGACGUGCAGUGGAGCCCCGAGGCGGCGCCGAACCUGCACUGCUCCCGCAUGCUGCUGCACCAUCGCGUCACCGCGUGGGGACACGAGCUGCCACUCGCCACCAUCGACGUCGUCGCUCGCCAGGUGGGUCCGGGUCUCGUGUUCAUGAGCUUCGAGCACAAGCUGCUGGGCCGCGGGGUCAUCCUGCACUGCGUGACCCCCGUGGAGCCGCUCCUGCAGACCGUGACCCACACCAUCUUCUACGCGCGGCGCGUGCCCACACUCGUGCCCAAGAUGCUGCUGCGCCUGGAGUGCGUGCAGUUCGAGCGCGACCUCAUGAUCUGGAACAACAAGCGCUACGUGUCCAAGCCGCUGCUCGUCAAGGAGGACGCCCUCAUCGCCCGCCACCGCCGCUGGUACUCGCAGUUCUACUCCGACAACAGCCCCCGCUACUCCCGGAGCCGCGACUCGCUCGACUGGUGACGGGCCCCCCCCCCCC
Molecule: messenger RNA, 1072 nt
Organism: Lethenteron reissneri (Far Eastern brook lamprey)
Lineage: Eukaryota; Metazoa; Chordata; Hyperoartia; Petromyzontiformes; Petromyzontidae
Product: cholesterol 7-desaturase nvd-like
Biological process (GO): cholesterol metabolic process
Cellular component (GO): cytoplasm
Molecular function (GO): oxidoreductase activity; 2 iron, 2 sulfur cluster binding
Source: RefSeq, a predicted model, not a curated record